UUGUCAUUCUUCACGUAAGCCCAUUUAGAGCGUUUUUCCCAAUUACGUCAACUGAGUACUGGAGACGGUGUUUUCUCCUGCAAUACACAUCACAGCGCAGAGAUAGACCACUUUUUUGAAAUCUAAACCAAUUUAACUGAAAGUAAACACAAGAGACAGCGAGGGGGUGCAGAUGGCCAGGUAUCUGAACUCAUUUCAAGUUUUACACUAAGCAAACACCCCCUUGGAUCUUUUAAGCUGGCGUUGACAAGCAGAGUGUGUAGGUUCUGUGCAUGAAGUAUUCGGACUGAUGGGUUGUGGGGGAUCCAAGUCGAUGGACACUGUCAGUAACGGGAAAUCCAAAGAAAAAGAAGAGGACUACUUACAGGAGCCUGAGAAUGACCCGGUUGAUUUGGAGGACAUAGUUGUAGGAUAUCCUCCCCCUAAACCCAACUCUAGCAGGAAGGAGCACAUAUUCACAGAAAAAGACAAAGAGGCCGGGGACUCCAGGGCUAAACAGAUUAAGGUGGAGGACUACCCGUCUCUUGAUGACCUAGCACAUGCACUGACAGAGGGAUUAAAAAAUGACGUGCAGAAGGUGCGCGCGAUAUUUACCUGGAUUGGUUUGCAGGGAUCAAAUGGAAGCGGAUCAAAAGACAAAAACAACAACAACCAAGACUCAAUGUCACCCCAAGCCGUUGUACAAAAAGUCAUCCAAAGAAAACUCUCCUAUAAUUUCCUCUUUACAAGUUUAUGCAGGGCCGCCAAAAUACCAUGUGUCCUGAUCCGUGGACUGGGGAAGAGUGUGUCGUAUGAAGUGGGGGAUCAAGAUGUCGACCGCUUGAACAACUCCUGGACGGCAGUGUACGUGUCCGGGGGGUGGCGCUUCGUGUUUCCGCUGUGGGCGUUCUCUGCAGUGGUUGGUCACUCUAAAGGCACGUGGACCUUAGUGGAAACCCAAGGCAAGGGUACAAGAGAAAAGGAAGAAGCAUCCUCCGGCAGAACCAUCAGUCAUAUAAACGAGUACUACUUCCUCACAGAACCAGAUGAAUUCAUCUAUUGUUGUUAUCCCAAUGACUCAAAAUGGCAACUUUUGGCCAAACCGUUUACUAAGCAAGAUUUUACAGAAAUCGCCUAUUGUAGACAACGUUAUUUCCAGAACCACCACCGAAUUACGACACCUGCUAAAUGUUUCUAUCAAUCUGCUAAUGGUGUAUGCGACGUGGGGAUAAAGAAGUUGGGCAAAGAAGACUGUGUUUACACUUAUGAGUUGUACUUUAACCACGAGCAAUCUAAAGCAACCCUUCCUGCAGAAAUACAGCUUGAAAAAUAUGUGGCGAUUUUAAAUGAAGGUAAAUCUGUCAGAUUUAGGGUACGGUUCCCAAGCGAAGGUAUCUACAAGCUGUUGAUUUAUGGUGAUCAUUCGCUUCUGUGUGAAUUCAAAAUCCAGUGUGACGAGGAUGUCGACAACGUUAAACCUUUCCCGUGUAACCCAGAGUCUGGCUUUGGUCCCAGUACAACGACAGAGGAGGCGGGGCUUAAGGCCAAAUCUCACCAGAGCGGGGUAAUCAGCAUCAAGAAAACACGGAACGUCAACAUCAGAUUCAACGUCACCAAGAAUGUGCUGGUCCAGACAGUGUUACUGCAAAACAAUGUCGCCCAGGAGACGCUCAGUCAAUACGUGAACCACAAAGUCAAAAACCAGGAACUGGACAUCAAUGUUGAUUUGCCACAGCAAGGAGAGUAUGCGCUGCAGAUUAAUACGAAGGACAAAGAAUCGGGUGGUUCCUUCACGAACGCCUGUAACUACCUCUUGACAGCAGAAAACAUGAACAGGAAACAGAGAAACUAUGAGAACGCACUAGAGAAGAAAAUCAGGAAGAAUUUGCAAGAGUGUACCAACUCUGGUAAACUGGAAGAGCUGCAGAAGGCGCUGGAUGACUUUGACAAGGUCGAUUUGGAGGACAAAGGUGACCGACAGAGGGCGGUAGAAAGAAUCACUUUCCUAAGACUGCGUAAAGAAUUAAAAGACGCAAUAGCCAGGAGACAUGGGGAGAAAUUGGAGGAGGCGAUAGAGAAUGCCAAGCAGUCGAAGUAUGAAGAAAAUCUACAAAACAAGAUCAGAGAGGCAGAGGAGUUGCUCGCACAGCUCAGGAGGCUCAACCGGUUUGCCCACGAGGUUCUGAAGAUGCAGCAGCCGACAAUAUCAGAGAUCCAUAACUACAGACACCCCAAACCGCUGGCCUACGAAAUCAUGAAGGCCACUUAUAUCCUUCUUGGGGAGGAGGAAGGACGAGUCGAGGAAUGGGAACAAAUACAAGCUUUGAUGCGAAAGCAAGGGAAAGAAGGGUUGCUGCGGCGCGUGCGCUUGUUUGACACUGUUGACGUCACCGAGAAUAUGGUGAACUCUGCCGCUCAGCUUCUGAGGGAUUACGACGAGGAGCGGGUGAGAGCCUCCAGUGCAGGCCUUGCCACAUUUUAUAAAUGGGCGACAAAUGUGAUUGAUGAAGUGAUGAACGCCUCUGAUGAAUCGCCAACUGAAAGCAAGACCUCGGAGCCCGCACCAAAAAAAAAGAAGUAGUUCACAGUUCUGAUUAUUCCACAUGACUUAUGUUAAUUUAUUUAUUUAUUAGAACCUAUUUAUUAAUCUUAAUGUAUUACCAGGAACCGCCUCAACUCACUAGAUUAAAGCUGGCUUUACACGUACAUGGAUGUCUGUUUAGAUUGGAUGAUAAAAAAAAAAACUUGAUAUUGCUUCGGUUUUAAGUUUGUAGCAAGAAAAUUAAUAAAUUUCUGCUUCAAGUAGGGAAAACGAAGGAGAAAAAUAUGUGACAAAUUAAUGUGUCUUUCAGAUUUUAAAACAAUGCUUGUAAGCGCACUUUGCGGAAUUAAAUCCACAAAAUACGUCGUUGUUAUUUUGAUCCACUUGUUCGCCCAUCUUUUAUACAAUUUCUUUCCUCUGAAAUUCUCUUGCAGAUUAAGCAGGCAAAUUUGCUGGAUACUAGUAUUUAAUUGGUUGUCUCUUUUAGACAUCAUAUUGGACUGUUUUAUGUAUUUUUUUCAUGCAAUUUUAGCAAUGAGUUCAUCGGUAUCAAUUUAUCAAGAAAUUAUAUCUUCGUUUUAUUGGUGCUCUGAAGAUCGAUAAAUAGCAAUUUCUCAAAUCAUUUGGCCCGUGGGUCAAGCGUCGGACCAUUGCACCAUGCAGGUGUCGCUCGAAGGGUCAUCGACUAAAUUGAUUGAUUUGUACAGGAUUAAUAUGUGUCAAUAUUUAAAUUAUUCAACUUCCAGUUUGAAAAUAAUGGAAAACAAAAAUCCAUUAGAAUUUAAUUGCCACUAUUUCCUGGCGGUUUUAAUUAACGUUUGUGUCUCCAUCAUAAAACAUUGCAGACAAAGAACUGUGAAUAAUAACCAAUAAAUCUGUAGUCAUUU
Magallana angulata is the source of this 3408-nucleotide messenger RNA. RefSeq names its product hillarin-like. The transcript has 10 exons. The coding region runs from base 290 to 2560 and encodes 756 amino acids. NCBI's taxonomy places the organism in Eukaryota, Metazoa, Mollusca, Bivalvia, Ostreida, Ostreidae. The record is from RefSeq and is a predicted model, not a curated record.